AAGAAUAUUUUUCUGUUUCAAAUCUUCUUACUCCAUUUUUAUAUUUAAAAGGAGCUCAUAACUUUCUUUCUUCUUCCUUGUGCAUAUGCCACAUUGAUUUGCCUCCUUCUGUAUAUAACUUCAGCUCACAUUUUGUGCAAGGAAAAUCUCCCAAGUCCUACUUUCCCAGUUGACCAUAACCAAGAAAACUUGUCUUACAAAGACACAAAAUGUCAGGUGGGGUUGGUCCAACUUACAGUGACAUUAGCCUCCCAAAAGAACAAGAACAUGAACUCAAACAAAGCCAAGACCCAACUUGUUCAAAGCUCAAGAAAGCUGGGGUCCUCCCCUUUUGGCAGAUCAAUGCCCUGGCAGUCAUCAUAGUCCUAUCAGCCAGUGGCAUGGUAAGCCCUGGAGACUUUGCUUUCGUUCUCUUUUCCUUCAUCUACAUCUACUUCCUCUCAAAAUUUGCUUUUCCCACCCUCCCUUCUUCUAAAGAUCCCCAAGCCUUUAACCCCCAAAACAAGUUUCUGCGCCUCUAUGCUCUCUUGGGUGUCAUCAUAGGCCUUGUUCUCCCAAUAGCAUAUAUCUUUGAGGGCAUUAUGGAAGGUGACAAACAAGGAAUUAAAGCAGCUGCUCCUCAUGUUUUUCUUCUUGCCAGUCAAGUCAUCAUGGAUGGAGUGGUUUUCAAUGACAGGUUUUCGACUCCCAUACGCCUCUUCGUGCCCGUUUUCUAUAAUUCCAAGAGGAUUUUUACCCUUGUGGAGUGGCUUAAAAAUGAGUUCUCUAAAGAAGCGUACGGUGCAUCUGCAAGGAGACUUUACCUAGGUAGAAUGCUUGCUGUUGCUAAUUUGGCCUUUUGGUCCUUGAAUCUUUUCGGGUUCUUGUUGCUUGUCCAUCUUCCAGCAGCUUUCAAGAAAUAUUACUCUGCCCACAAGGAAAGCAAAGAUUGA
Messenger RNA from Prunus dulcis (almond), 932 nucleotides. RefSeq lists its product as uncharacterized. The transcript has a single exon. The coding region runs from base 210 to 932 and encodes 240 amino acids. The record is from RefSeq and is a predicted model, not a curated record. NCBI's taxonomy places the organism in Eukaryota, Viridiplantae, Streptophyta, Magnoliopsida, Rosales, Rosaceae.